UACACCAAAAAAGCAUCAUCAUUGCGCUACGAAAAUUGCCGACUACAAUAUUUGUGGUAAAAGGUUCUGCUGUCUGCUGCAUAAACUAACUUUGUUUCGCAUAAUAAUCAAAUAAAACUAAAAAUGUCUUCACGCUACGAUCGCGCUGUUACUAUUUUCUCACCUGAUGGUCACUUACUACAAGUGGAAUAUGCUCAAGAAGCUGUCCGCAAGGGUUCAACAGCGGUUGGUGUCCGUGGUGGCAACUGUGUAGUGCUAGGCGUAGAGAAGAAAUCGGUGGCCAAAUUGCAGGAAGAUCGUACAGUGCGUAAAAUCUGUAUGCUCGAUCAUCACGUUGUCAUGGCUUUUGCUGGCUUAACUGCAGAUGCACGCAUUUUAAUCAAUCGUGCUCAGGUGGAGUGCCAGAGUCAUCGUCUCAAUGUUGAGGAUCCUGUUACCCUUGAAUACAUUACCAGAUAUAUUGCACAAGUGAAACAAAAGUACACACAGAGCAAUGGACGUCGUCCAUUCGGCAUUUCAUGUCUCAUUGGCGGAUUUGAUGCCGAUGGCUCACCACAUCUCUUCCAGACCGAACCAUCUGGCAUUUUCUACGAGUACAAAGCCAAUGCCACCGGCCGUUCAGCUAAAACGGUGCGCGAAUUCUUUGAAAAGACGUACAAAGAGGACGAGGUUGCCACUGAGCGCGGUGCGGUUAAAUUGGCAAUUCGUGCACUCCUUGAGGUUGCCCAGUCCGGACAGAAUAACUUGGAGGUGGCCAUUAUGGAGAAUGGCAAGCCCCUCAAAAUGCUGGAUCGUCAAGUUAUACUGGAGUACGUGAACAUCAUCGAAAAGGAGAAGGAAGAGGAGCUGGAGAAGAAAAAGCAAAAGAAGUAGAUUAUGAUCUUUGAACGUCUUUUUUUGGCUGGUGUACCGGAGGUUAUCUUUAUUAAUUUCAUAUUUUUGUACACUUAAAAACAUAUGAAAACAAUCUUAAUGAAAUGUAUAACAUUAAUGUUGAAAAAUACACAGGAUAAACAAAAUUUA
This is a messenger RNA of Drosophila nasuta, 1023 nucleotides long. It is a transcript of the gene Prosalpha4, whose product is annotated as proteasome alpha4 subunit. Gene Ontology annotation, biological process: ubiquitin-dependent protein catabolic process. Bases 124 to 873 code for a protein of 249 amino acids. Gene Ontology annotation, cellular component: proteasome core complex, alpha-subunit complex; proteasome core complex. The transcript has 3 exons. The record is from RefSeq and is a predicted model, not a curated record. NCBI's taxonomy places the organism in Eukaryota, Metazoa, Arthropoda, Insecta, Diptera, Drosophilidae.